ACCAAUAAUAUUCAGUGAUUGCUGAAAUCUCGUCAAAUUUAGUCGUGUAAUCCCUUUUUGUGUCGUUUAAAGUUGAAAAAUAAUCCAUCAUGAGAGUUUACGUUGUCGGAUGUGGCAUGACAAAGUUCGAAAAACCGGGUCGCCGGGAGAACUUUGACUAUCCAGACAUGGCAAAAGAAGCUGUUACAAAGGCAUUGGAGGAUGCCAAGAUCAAAUAUGACGAAGUUAAGCAAGCUGUUGUCGGAUAUGUUUAUGGUGACUCAACGUGUGGUCAACGUGCCUUAUACGAAAUCGGCAUGACAGGCAUCCCCAUUUACAACGUCAACAACAACUGUUCAACGGGAUCUUCGGCAAUUUUGUUGGCAAAACAACUCAUCGAGAACGGCAAAAACGAUUGCGUGCUCGCCUUGGGCUUCGAAAAAAUGGAACGUGGCUCUCUUUCCUCCAAAUAUCUCGAUCGCACGAAUCCCGUCGAGAAAUUAGUCAUCGCCAUGAGUGAAGUUGCCGAUAUCACCGCUGCUCCAAUCGCGGCGCAACUUUUCGGCAAUGCUGGCGUCGAACACAUGAAAAAAUACGGCAGCAAACCGGAGCAUUUUGCGAAAAUCGCCCACAAAAAUCACAAACAUUCCACAAAUAAUCCGUAUUCGCAAUUCCAGGACGAAUAUUCGUUGGAUCAAGUGAAGAAAUCGCCGCAAGUUCACGAAGUUUUGACAAAAUUGCAAUGUUGCCCGACGUCAGAUGGCGCUGCUGCCUGCGUUUUAGCAUCGGAAGACUUUGUGCGUCGUUACGGAUUGGAAAAACAAGCUGUUGAAAUUGUCGGAAUGGAAAUGUCGACAGAUUUGCCUUCGACCUUCAACGAAAAAUCCGCCAUGAAAAUUGUCGGAUACGACAUGACACGAAAUGCGGCGCAAAAAUUGUUCGCCAAGACGAAUUACAAGCCGCAAGAUGUCGAUGUUGUCGAAUUGCACGAUUGUUUCUCCGCAAAUGAGCUUAUCACGUACGAGGCUCUCGGUUUAUGCGAACCUGGAAAGGCGCACGAACUCGUCGAGAAGAAUGACAACACUUAUGGCGGGAAAUAUGUCAUCAAUCCAAGCGGCGGACUCAUUUCCAAGGGACAUCCACUCGGAGCAACAGGUUUGGCACAAUGUAACGAACUUUGUUGGCAGUUGCGGGGCGAAGCGGGAAAACGUCAAGUGAAAAAUGCGAGACUUGCGUUGCAACAUAACAUCGGAUUGGGAGGCGCAGUUGUUGUUGCGUUGUAUCGUCUUGGAUUCCCGAACGCACGAAAUCCGGUAAAAUUGAAUUUAACGUCGGCGUUGAAGAUUAAAGACACGCCGGAAGGAUUCCAAGUGACGCCGAUGUUGGCGUUGCUCGAACAAGCGAUGCAAGAAGACAAGGAGGGUUUGAUUGAACGCGUUCGUGGCAUUUAUGGAUUCCGUGUUACGGAUGGACCUGAUGGAGCAAUGGGGUAUUGGGUUAUUAAUGCCAAGACAGGAAAGGGAUCCGUUACUUAUAAUGGAAAAGAAAAACCCGACGUAACAUUCAUCAUCAAGGAUUGCGAUGUCGUCGAAUUAAUUUCCGGCAAAAUUAAUCCACAAAAGGCCUUUUUCCAAGGAAAAGUUAAGAUUCAAGGAAAUAUGGGAAUGGCAAUGAAGUUGGUUGACUUGCAAAAACGCGCACAACACAAAAUUGACGAGUUGAAGGCUAAAUUGUAAAUUUUUUUGUUGAAUUAGUUAGACGAAAACUUGUUACGGUGCAAAAGGAGAGCAUGGAUGUAUUACCAGUUUUUUAUACUUUUAAUUCUUGUAUUCAUUAGAUGAACGGGGGAAAUAAAAAAAAGUUAUUUUUUUACAU
Messenger RNA from Culicoides brevitarsis, 1854 nucleotides. RefSeq names its product sterol carrier protein 2 (gene ScpX). Gene Ontology annotation, molecular function: acyltransferase activity, transferring groups other than amino-acyl groups. Bases 90 to 1715 code for a protein of 541 amino acids. NCBI's taxonomy places the organism in Eukaryota, Metazoa, Arthropoda, Insecta, Diptera, Ceratopogonidae. The transcript is spliced from 4 exons. The record is from RefSeq and is a predicted model, not a curated record.